ACAUUUAUGUCAGAACUAUUUUUGCUUAUCCCAGUCGCACAAGCUUCUAGCUAACUUGUGUGACCUCUUCAUUUCUCUAUAAUUCUCUUUGAAACCCAAGAAGGAAAACCGGAAAAAGGGAAAUCAUGUCUUCACCAAGCAAACGACGGGAGAUGGACUUGAUGAAACUGAUGAUGAGUGAUUACAAGGUAGAGAUGAUCAAUGAUGGCAUGCAAGAGUUCUAUGUACAUUUUCAUGGACCUAAUGAGAGAAAAUGGGCAGGUCCUUAUCAUGGAGGCAUAUGGAGGAUAAAAGUGGAGCUACCGGAUGCUUAUCCAUAUAAAUCUCCCUCUAUAGGCUUUGUUAAUAAGAUCUACCAUCCAAAUAUUGAUGAGUUGUCUGGCUCUGUUUGUUUAGAUGUUAUUAAUCAGACUUGGAGCCCCAUGUUUGAUCUGGUUAAUGUGUUUGAAGUAUUUCUGCCACAACUUCUUCUGUAUCCCAACCCUUCAGACCCAUUGAAUGGAGAAGCUGCAGCGCUGAUGAUGCGAGAUCGACCUGCUUAUGAACAAAGAGUUAAAGAGUUCUGUGAGAAAUAUGCCCGGCUAGAAGAUAUAGAAGCCACCCCAGAAGAGAACUCGAGUGAUGAGGAGAUGAGUGAAGACGAAUAUAAUUCAAGCGAUGAGGCUGUGGCAGGCCAAGGUGACCCCUAGUAGUUCAUCAUGUCCAUAAUGAUUGUUUUGUACAUUCUUCUUUUUAACUUUGUUAGAUCAAUCUCAACUUGCUUGUAAAAAUAAAAUAUUCAAUCCCAGCUGAAUGCAGUAGGGAAAGUUCUUUAGCCCGGCCUGUACUAGUUGUGUGCCAAUAGACUCAAUAGUCAAUACUAUAAUUUGUAAAUACUCGAACAAAUUCUCUCUUUUUUAUUAGCUAUGUUCUGUGAAUGCAUAAACUGAAGUUGCAAUA
Pistacia vera is the source of this 939-nucleotide messenger RNA. RefSeq names its product ubiquitin-conjugating enzyme E2-23 kDa. Bases 126 to 689 code for a protein of 187 amino acids. Gene Ontology annotation, cellular component: nucleus. The transcript has 6 exons. NCBI's taxonomy places the organism in Eukaryota, Viridiplantae, Streptophyta, Magnoliopsida, Sapindales, Anacardiaceae. Gene Ontology annotation, biological process: protein polyubiquitination; ubiquitin-dependent protein catabolic process. The record is from RefSeq and is a predicted model, not a curated record. Gene Ontology annotation, molecular function: ubiquitin conjugating enzyme activity.